Messenger RNA from Paramacrobiotus metropolitanus, 959 nucleotides. RefSeq lists its product as uncharacterized. The coding region runs from base 156 to 707 and encodes 183 amino acids. The transcript has 2 exons. The record is from RefSeq and is a predicted model, not a curated record. Lineage: Eukaryota; Metazoa; Tardigrada; Eutardigrada; Parachela; Macrobiotidae.
CGUUGAGCGGCAAUUUGAUGUGACAUUGAAGCCGGUUUUUCUUAUGCAGAAAGUGAAAGUGGUCCAGUAAACUACAUAGUAAUUAUUACAGGUGCAGUAGAACUACCUGUAGUUUCUCUUAUUGUUAGAAAAGCACAUUAUCUAUUCGGAAAAAUAUGGGGCGCCGUGUUAUCGUUGCCUUCUUUUUUUGCGUUGCGGUUAUUCAGGGAGAAUUCCUGGAGAAGCCGUUAUUUGAAACCCUCAACGAUGGCCAAGCAGAGCCAGGUUUCGUCGAUUGCGCCGGCCUCGUCGACCAGACCCCGCCCUCCGCGGUCUGGCAGCCGGCCUGCGAUUGGUCCACCAAUCGGCUCCUCCCCCUGCAGUCCACCAAGGACGGCCGGCAUUUUUGCGUGGACACCAUGAACGGCGAGACGGUCUUUGGACCUAUCAGCGCCCGCCUCUCCUGCCGGUGUCCGCUGCGCGCCCACACCGCCCGCCUCUUGGACGCUAAGCCGGCGUACAUUCCGCAGUGUAGCUGGAAGACCGGGGAGUACCUGCCCAAACAGUGUUCACGCAGCGGAAAAUGCUGGUGUGUGGAUGAAGAAGGCAAUGCGUUGGGUCGGUUCUGGCAGACGCGCGGCGCCACCUAUGCGGUCGACAGCAAGAGGGCGGGGCCCGGUGUCAGCUGUGCGACGUUGCGCAAGCAGGCCGCAGCGUCUGCACUGUAAUGCACAACAGCGGCGGUUAAUUACGGUGUCGGGAUGAAACGAAAAUUUUGUUGAUUAUUUGUACAGUAUUAAACAUGCAUCAAUGUAUUUCUUCUACAAGACGACGACGAAUUGGAAAAACCAUGGAAAUAUGUACUUCUAUUUACCGAAUUAAUAUCGGACUAAAUGAAAGCGCCGAAUGCUGUUUUUACAGUAAAUGUUUCCAUACGCGGUGAACGAACAAAACGUUGUUACGUCCUAACCGUAACUCCG